AAUCAAAUAUGACGAAAGGGUGCCGUGUAUUACUGAAUCGAAUGGAUCUUUUAACUCUUCAGAAUCUCGAAACAAGCAUAUUCGAAACGAUAGAGUCGAAAAAAAAAUAUACUCUACCUAUAGUGAUUCAACAGUUUAAUAAAAUGACAAAAUGUAUGAAAAAGAUAUUCAAUCAACCCAUUACCGUAGAAGAUAUGACUAUUAAAAUAAGAAAUAUUGGAGACGAGUUAAUCAAAUGCGAUAUUGCUGACGAAGAAUCUAGUUUUAUAAGUCAGUUAAAAGUACUGGCAAGCAAGCAGCUAGCAGACAAUAUCCUUGAUAAACUGGAAAAUGAUUUGGCAUACGCUGAUCAAGAUACAGGAGUUUCCACGCUAUUUCUUUCACCGCCGCACUAUACGGCUUCGCCUGAUCCACCUCAAACUAUGCAAGCCGACGAAUACGACGGACCGCUUUUUUUCAAUCGAUAUAAUACAUCGCCAGAUAUGUUUCAUGAAAAAUGUUCCAAUGUUCCAGCUACUCCUGCACGCAAUAUAAAACGUAAACUAUUUUAA
This is a messenger RNA of Sipha flava (yellow sugarcane aphid), 551 nucleotides long. RefSeq lists its product as uncharacterized. The transcript has 3 exons. The record is from RefSeq and is a predicted model, not a curated record. The coding region runs from base 9 to 551 and encodes 180 amino acids. NCBI's taxonomy places the organism in Eukaryota, Metazoa, Arthropoda, Insecta, Hemiptera, Aphididae.